Molecule: messenger RNA, 1228 nt
Organism: Mauremys mutica (yellowpond turtle)
Lineage: Eukaryota; Metazoa; Chordata; Testudines; Geoemydidae
Product: myosin regulatory light chain 12B-like
Exons: 5
Coding region: 371-889 (172 amino acids)
Cellular component (GO): stress fiber; cytoplasm; myofibril
Molecular function (GO): calcium ion binding
Source: RefSeq, a predicted model, not a curated record
CCCCCCCCUCUGGCCGGGCGGUGGUUCGCUCCGGCACCGCGCUCUCCGGAAGUGUUGGGGCAGCUCGCAGCACGGCUGGUUCCUGCCAGUUCCGAUUGGACCCGAGUCUCUAGCGCAGCCGCCAGGAAUUGGUUACACUCGUCAGUGCAGCGCAGCUGUAGGGGAACGUGGUCUGACAAGAGUGAGAGAGCAGUGAUGGAAGGGAACUAAUGGAAUAAAAGAGAGCAGAAAAUAGGAGAGGUAAGACAAGGAAAGGAAAAACAAGUGUCCCCUUCAAAGUGGUGGGUCUAGUCACUGAACUGAAGCACUGAUUCCAGAAGAAGCUAAUUCAAGCAUUAGGAAGUUGUACCCCAAGAAUCCAAUAAUCAACAUGUCUAGCAAAAGGGCAAAGACAAAGACCGCCAAGAAGCGCCCUCAGCGCGCAACCUCCAAUGUGUUUGCAAUGUUUGAUCAGUCACAGAUUCAAGAAUUCAAAGAGGCCUUCAACAUGAUUGAUCAGAACAGAGAUGGCUUCAUUGACAAAGAAGACCUGCAUGAUAUGCUCGCUUCCCUUGGAAAGGAUCCCACUGAUGCGUACCUAGAUGCCAUGAUGAAUGAGGCUCCAGGCCCCAUUAACUUCACUAUGUUCCUUACAAUGUUUGGUGAAAAGUUAAAUGGCACAGAUCCAGAAGAUGUAAUCAGAAAUGCUUUUGCUUGUUUUGAUGAAGAGGCAACAGGGGUCAUUCAAGAAGAUUACCUGAGAGAGUUGCUGACAACAAUGGGAGACAGGUUUACAGAUGAAGAAGUAGAUGAGCUGUACAGAGAGGCACCAAUUGACAAAAAGGGAAAUUUCAAUUACAUUGAAUUCACACGCAUCCUUAAACACGGAGCAAAAGACAAAGAUGAUUGAACAAAACUGCAGACACCUGCAGAUAACUUCUUGUUUUUCACUCAUGUUAAUUUCUCAGGGUUGUUUUGUUUUGUUUGCUGGUAGAACCUGUUGCAUGCAGUUUAGCUUCACAGCUUUUGCCUUUCCAUGAAUUUAUGGAUUUCAGACCAUUAUGGCACACUUGCACCUCUGUAAUCAGACUGGAAAUGGGGGAUUUUAUUGUAGUGAAAAGGAUUUGGUGAUAAAGAUCAAUGAAUGUGAAGGCCAAGGGAAAAAGACCUAUUUCUGGAUUUUUACAUUUUUAUAAUAAAUAUCAUUUUGAAAUAAAGAUUGUUAUAUAAAUAAAAUACCUCAUUAAAC